AUUACUCUCUAGACGAAACAAAAAUCCUUCAGCUUCCCUAUAAGUUGCACUUUGUGAGAGCUGAAUAACUUAGAGGACACUAUUUUUACUGUGACACAAGAACUAAAGCAUCAUCAUGAGCAACAAAACUAAAUCAUCGAAUGCAAAGUUUUACAAGGAACCAGUAAUGGUAGAGGAAAUGUACACUGGAUAUUUGCAGAAAUCUCCUGCUUCACCGAUCAUUGCAAAAAACCUUCUGUCACAGAAAUCAUGGAAGCGGCGUUUUUUUGUGCUCUCCAAGACUGUUGAUAAUAACCACCAGCUGACAUAUUAUCCAAGCAACGAAAAGAGAGACAAGCCUUUGGGAAAGAUAGAUCUUUCCAAGAUAAGCCUGUUGUUUACUAGCCCAGAGACACAUCCAACAUGGGACUGGAUCCAAAAACACUUCAAGUGUCCUUCAUCCUCUGUGCUCUUCAUGACGGUGGAAACUAGAGACUAUUUUCUCAUUGGACAAAACAGUGAUGAUGUGGAUGGCUGGCUCAAUGCAAUAGUCACUGCACUGAAGAAAUCACAAUGUAAACCAAAUACAGAUGAUCCCCCGCAGGACAACAGAAUCAGAUCAAUAUCUGCACCUCUAAACUGCUCAGAACCAAAAGUUGAAGAUCACCAUGAUGAAAGAUGGUCAGCGCCUGCUCUAAUGUCGGCUUCCUUUUCAACACAAAGCCAUUAUGACUACCCUCGCAAGUUCAGUGAACCUUCAGUACCGGCAGAGCGCAAGCUCUCAGUUAUUGAGGUUCAAGAUGAGAAGACAAAGGAGGAAGAUAAAUCUCCAGAAAAGAGCAGUGAAUAUAUGUGCAUGGCAUCAGUACAAAUAGCUUUGGAAGAUGACCAGCAGGAGAAAAGCACUGCAUGCGCACAAAGUUGCAUUGAUGGUCGCGAUCCGUCUGUGUGCAAUGGCGCAGUCAACGAGGAAACAGAUGCCGAAAAUCAAAAAACGAAUAAAGAAAAGAGAAAUUCUGAUUCACGUGAGCAUUCACAACCACGUCAUCACAACUUCAAUGGUAACCAUGCAUCGACUGAGCUGGACAAAGCACCUUCAAACAAAAGUGGAACGGAAACACAUGUUGAAAAGGAGAUCUGCAUUAGUCAAAACAGCCUGAAAAACUGUCUGGUUUUAACGGAGGAAGAAGGCAAACCAUGUGUGUCUGAGUGUCGGCAGAGUGAGGACUCGUGUCUUUUCCACAAGGGUGAUCAGAUCCUGGCCUUCAACGAUCUGCUGAUAGACACAGUAGAUGAGAUACAGACAUACCUUAGAAGACUCAGCAAGGAUGAGGUUAAACUCACCAUUCGGCGACUUCCAGGAUCCCAGCCUCUCCACAGUGAAGCCUGUCCAUCACACUAAGGACAUGACAGAAACAUCACAUCAUCUCUCGACAGCAACCAUUGAGAUAUCAGAAAUGUUGUGCACAAGUGUAGUUCAAGGUUAUGACUUCCAGGUUGUUUGGCAUUUAUUCUUUAGAUUCCAGCCAUAAAGGAGGAAAACACAGCAUUAAUAAGUUACAGAAGAGGCAAUGAGGUUAUCCAAAGUAUUUGUCCUCUGUGCAUGUACAGUACUGUACAUAAAGCAUGUAAAUAUGUAAAUUGACUUUUAAAGUCACUGAUCUUAAAAGAAACUGGCUGUAUAUAUACUGUAUGUACUAUAUGAGACAGUAGUGGGAAUAUGAGUUAAUGUUUGUUUAUUUGAAAAACAAGACUUAAGUAUUACUUUAUAACAAGUAUGAAGGAUAAUUCACAGCAAAAUACGCAGUUCUAAACUGUUCAUAUAUUAUAAGCUCUUUAAAGCUGCACUUUCUAACAGUAUGAGAUACUUUAUAUACUGUGUAUAUAAACAUUUAUGUGUAUUAUAUUUUGCAAUGCAUUUAAACAAUGAUGUUUUGCUAUUAUUGAUUAAUCAAUGAUUAAAAUGUGUCAGUUACUCUUGAUAAAUGAUCACUGAAGAAUAUGUAGUUUAUUUUUAUAUGCAGAUGAAUUAUGCUGUAGAAAUACAUGUGUUUGCACACUGUUACAAUGUGAAGUAUUAUUAAAAUUUUUGAAACAUU
Molecule: messenger RNA, 2078 nt
Organism: Danio aesculapii
Lineage: Eukaryota; Metazoa; Chordata; Actinopteri; Cypriniformes; Danionidae
Gene: plekhs1.3
Product: pleckstrin homology domain containing S1, tandem duplicate 3
Exons: 14
Coding region: 116-1381 (421 amino acids)
Source: RefSeq, a predicted model, not a curated record